UAGGAUUAUUACCCCAGAAACCAAAAUUGUGUCAAGAGAAGUACCGGCAGAUACUACCACCAGUCACCACCUUCAUCCACAAGUCUUCAUCCCUCUCAUCUGUACAUGUACACCGCAGUGUUCUUUCCCCCCCCGGAUUUUUCUGAUCCAAGUAUCCAAAUAUCACACCUACCUAGGUAGUGAGUGACCUACUUAUUAUUACUAGGUACCUACCUUACCUACCUAGGUAAUCUCACCCUAACAAUCUUGGUCCCCUGGUCAAAACAACACCAAAGCACGCAAUAAAUCAAAAAUUGACCUCAACUUCGCCCACCAACCCGGCUCGCUACUCAGCGACCCUCUAUUUUAAUCUGACGGCUGAUUGCGCAAGCAACAGAAGUCAAGACAAGAGACAACUCAGCAAAACCAAACAGAGGAAAAGAAAAAAGUAUAAUUGAUGGUUUGAUGGUUUGAUGGUUUGACUGAAAAAGAAACUAUUCAUGAUUAUCGAACCUUACUUCAACAUAUUGCGCGUUCGAGACAUUCAUUGCAUUAUCUUACUCGCCCUGGUCUUAACACCAAUCCAUUUCGCAAUACCACUGGACCUCUCCACCAUUCCUUAAUAUUUCACCAUAACAUGGUCACUAUGGCGUCAAAUCAUGACGAAUCUUCAGCAUUGCGCCAUAACGUCGAAUUGGAUCUGGAGCGGUCAAGAAGGAAUACUUCAACAGGAGACAUUCAAGAAUUAUGUUUGGCAACAAAAGCACAAUCGAAUCGCGAAAAUCUUGAUACCGACAUAGUUGAAUCCAUUGAACCUCUUUCAAUGGAAGACAAUUGCAGAGCCGAUCACGAUCAUUCAGAUCCUACAAUCACCAUCUCGUCGACAAGUAAAUUGGCUGGCAAAACCGUUGCGCCUUUCCUGGCGAAACACAUCCCAGAACAAUACGCUCCUUUUGGCCCCCCACAAACUACAUCAAUCUCACGAAAGGAUCCAAAUACCAAAUACUGUUAUCGACAUCGACCGGAUUCGAAAUGUCGAAGAACUGCAGAUGAACCUACAAUGGAGAAUCUACAAAGAGAGCUUGAGACCUUGUCGCAAUCAGAUCAACAAGGUAUCUCUCAUGUUUGGACACUCUUCUCCGCUGCGCCAUCGAAACAUCGAAACCUCAUGCUUCAAGGCAUCCUAUCACAAUGCUGCUUUCCACAAUUAUCCUACCUCUCCUCCGCUGUCAAGAAUCUCAUUCGCAUUGAUUUCAUUACAGCUUUACCUUCUGAAAUCUCCUUCAAAAUUCUCUGUUACCUCGAUACAACUUCUCUAUGCAAAGCUGCUCAAGUCAGUAGACAAUGGCGAAUAAUGGCGGAUGAUGAUGUGGUUUGGCACAAAAUGUGUGAACAACAUAUUGAUAGAAAAUGUACAAAGUGUGGAUGGGGCUUACCGUUGUUGGAACGAAAACGAUUGAGGGAUUGGAAAAGACAACAGCAAUUGAGAGCUACAGGAUUAGGUCUCAAUGGCCAAUCACCUCAAAUCACAGCCAUGUCAGAUACUUUGCGCAAUACGGAAACACGUGUUGUGACAUUGAAUGCUUCAGGGAAGAGAAGUGCCACUGUGUCGGAGUCCUCAGAAGAAAGUUCAAAGCGACGACGUACCAAUCCAGAGGAAUCAUGUCUUGGAAGACCAAGAUUUAGGCCAUGGAAGGACGUAUACAAGGAUCGAUUCAAGGUUGGAACCAAUUGGAAAUAUGGUCGAUGCUCGUUAAAGAUAUUCCGAGGUCAUUCGAAUGGUGUUACUUGCUUACAAUUCGAUGACAAUAUCCUCGCUACCGGAUCUUAUGAUACGACCAUCAAGAUUUGGGAUAUUGAAACGGGAGAGUGUUUACGAACUUUGCGUGGUCAUACAUCUGGAAUUCGAACAUUACAAUUUGAUGAUACCAAGUUGAUCAGUGGAAGUCUUGACAGAAGUAUUCGAGUUUGGAAUUGGCGUACUGGAGAAUGUAUGUCUUCUUAUCCUGGUCAUACUGAUGGAGUUGUGGGUCUUCACUUUGAAGGAAAUCUUCUUGCCUCAGGCUCUAUUGACCGAACAGACUGGGUUAAUGCCGUCAAAGUUGAUUCGGCUUCCAGAACGUUAUUUUCUGCUUCUGAUGAUUGUACUAUUCGACUUUGGGAUCUGGACACUCGACGUACAAUCAAGACUUUUGAAGGUCAUGUGGGUCCAGUUCAACAAGUCACCAUUCUACCACCCGAGUAUGAAUUUGAUGAUGUGGAUGUUGAAGAAGCAGAUGAUGGCACAUCAAGUACAGCAUCAUCAACUGAACUCAACCGACCAAUAGGAGAAAGUUGUUCUUCCUCCCAAGGAUCCUCUCUCUUCGAUUCUUGGCCAGCAGGUCGUCCUCGUCCUCCUCGCUACAUCCUAACCGGUGCUUUGGACAAUAAUCUUCGUCUUUGGGAUGUAUCAACAGGUCGCUGUCUUAAAACACUCUUUGGCCAUGUAGAAGGUGUAUGGGCACUUGCAGGUGAUACAUUGAGAGUUGUGAGUGGAGCCCAAGAUAUGAUGACUAAAGUUUGGGAUGCGAGGACGGGGAAAUGCGAUAGGACAUUUACGGGUCAUAGAGGCCCAGUUACAUGUAUUGGAUUAAGUGAUAGUAGGAUGUGUACAGGAAGUGAGGAUUGUGAAGUUAGACUUUAUAGUUUCAAGGGGGAAGUAGAGGGGCAGGAAAAUGGGAGUGAGGGUACGGGAUUUAUUGAGGAGGGGACGACACCUUGA
Messenger RNA from Botrytis sinoallii, 2740 nucleotides. RefSeq lists its product as uncharacterized. The coding region runs from base 617 to 2740 and encodes 707 amino acids. Gene Ontology annotation, molecular function: protein binding. The transcript has 3 exons. Lineage: Eukaryota; Fungi; Ascomycota; Leotiomycetes; Helotiales; Sclerotiniaceae. The record is from RefSeq and is a predicted model, not a curated record.